Musa acuminata AAA Group (dessert banana) is the source of this 345-nucleotide messenger RNA. RefSeq names its product pathogenesis-related protein PR-1-like. The coding region runs from base 1 to 345 and encodes 114 amino acids. Gene Ontology annotation, cellular component: extracellular region. The transcript is spliced from 2 exons. NCBI's taxonomy places the organism in Eukaryota, Viridiplantae, Streptophyta, Magnoliopsida, Zingiberales, Musaceae. The record is from RefSeq and is a predicted model, not a curated record.
AUGAGUCCGCCCCCUCCUCUCGUGGACGCCCGGCGCUACGCCCACCGGCGAAAGGCGGACUGUGAGCUCGUGCACUCCGGAGGCCCCUACGGCGAGAACAUCUUCGAGGGCUCCGCCGGGUACACGCCGGCCGACGCCGUCGACGACUGGGUCUCCGAGCGGCGGUACUACGACUACCACAGUAGCAGCUGCGUCCCGGGCCAGGCGUGUGGGCACUACAACCAGGUGGUGUGGGCUGACUCGGUUCACCUCGGUUGCGCUCAGGUGACGUGCGACGACGGCGACACCUUCGUCACUUGCAACUACGACCCGCCGGGCAACGUCGACGGCCAGCGUCCUUACUAG